This is a messenger RNA of Sinocyclocheilus anshuiensis, 1991 nucleotides long. RefSeq names its product RING finger protein 122-like. Bases 1079 to 1480 code for a protein of 133 amino acids. The transcript has 7 exons. Gene Ontology annotation, biological process: proteasome-mediated ubiquitin-dependent protein catabolic process. The record is from RefSeq and is a predicted model, not a curated record. Lineage: Eukaryota; Metazoa; Chordata; Actinopteri; Cypriniformes; Cyprinidae. Gene Ontology annotation, molecular function: ubiquitin protein ligase activity. Gene Ontology annotation, cellular component: endomembrane system.
AGGAGGGGACUCGCUCAGGAAGGGAGGGAGGGAUUGGAGGACAGAGUUGCGAGGCAAACCAGGAUCACAUGAGCACAGAUCUGUUUACAAACUGAAACUGUGCGGCCAGGAAAGACGCAGGCGCCUUCCUGGAGAAUAUUACUGGCUGGCUUGACUAGAACACAUCUUUAACCCCCAGAUGCUUGCGUUUUGGCUCGGAUAUUCGUUGAAUGAGCUAAGGGACUAUUGGGUUUUUUUGUCCACUUUCUUGAUGAAAGGAUUGAGGGAACAGAUGGUUUUAGGUGGAGAGAAAAUAUACUCCCCCACACAGGCGCACACAUAAACACUCCAGUGGCUUGAUGGUGGUGAAGAUACUGUUCUCUUCGAUCUCUAAACGGCUUUAUUCGAAAUAAAGGAAUAUACCUAAAAAAAAAACAGCGACGUCAAGGAAGAGGAGCUAGAAAAAUCGACAGAGAGAGAGAGACAUGCCAAAGUCUUUUGCAAUAAGGGUUUGAGGGAAGCCAAAGGCUGUAGAUGGAGGCUUGUAUGUUAUGGGUGUGUAGUGCUCGCUAAACCACCAUUCGCAGGACUUGUUAUUAAGAAAUGUGUUAACUUUUGUGUAUGACAGCAAAGAAGAUCACAUCCGAAGUGCCAUCCGGCCACAUACGGACUGGAUCUCAAAGACAAGAAGAAUAUCAAGGGCACAUUAUGCUCCCUUUGUCUGUGUAACAAAGCACCUUGUGCAUAUUCACAUCGGCGGAGACACAGAGUGCUUGAAAUCUUUUGUUCUUCGAUGCUGACAUCAUAAAAGUGGGAUGAAUGGAGGAAUAAUUGAACUAUAAUCAAGACAGCACACCCUGUCAUUUGAAGAGCUGCUUUUUAGACCCGUCUGACCUACAGGAAGAACGUCAGGAAAAUUGUCGGGAAUAAGCUUCGCUUGUGUCCUCCUCCAGCCCCCGCAUUGCCUGUUCCAGACAAGCACAUUAGUCACAGAAGUGGUAUUGCUGCUCAGGAUGUUGAAACCAGUUUGAAGAAGUCAAGGGGAACUAUUCGGAAAGGCUGCCUCUGUGGUCUAGGGCUGCAGCAUUCAGACUGUGAUAUGUCAGAGGAAGACAUCUACCGUCUGCCGCUCAACGUGUACGUCAUUGUACUGGGCAUAGGCAUGUUCAUCUUCAUGCUCAGUGUAAUCUUCUGCUGCUAUCUGUUCAGAUUGAAACAGCAAGGUACAAGGGAGCAGUACAGCUACAAUGAGGUGGUGUUGAAAGGCGCAGGAAAGAAGCUGAGUCUGCUGGGACAGCCCUGUGCCGUGUGUCUCGAGGAAUUCAAGACCAGAGAUGAGCUGGGCAUCUGCCCGUGUUCACACACCUUCCAUAAGAAGUGCCUGCUGAAAUGGCUAGAGAUCCGCAGCGUCUGCCCAAUGUGCAAUAAACCCAUCAUGCGUCUCCACAAUGCUGACGCCCCGCGAGGAGCCGAGGGGCUGCAAGACCCCGAGGAGGUGUGACCCCAGAAACUGUACGGCCCACGGCCAGAUUAACACCCUCUAGUUCUGCGAUUGUUGGUACAUAUCAUGUGACUUGCCAAGGCUCUCAAAAGCCAUCUAUAUGCACCGCCACAGCGGACCCGGAGAACGCGAGAAACCAGGACGACACUAGUGAUUCAGUACCAUAUUGCCAGUAGCCAAACAUAAGAAUAAUCUCCUAUAUAUCGUGCCACAAUAAUCUUUAAAGUAGUAUCGUGCCGAGGUUCUAAAGCGAGAGACACACCGUGCAUGCUGGGUAACGGACGUCAAAAUGAGAGGUAAAUAUCUCAGGAGUUUGCCUCAGGGGAUCUAACCAGGACAACAAAAGAAAACAUUAAACUUCUGCUGUCGAUGGACAGCCGUAUAUAUGUGGUAAUAGGGUUGUAGGUGUAGUGCACUGUCUGUUUGACCGGUACUACAGGUCUUCAUGAAGAUCCCGCGUAGUCCUUACAGAAAUAUGAAAUAUAUAAUCAGUAACCAGCAGUUCUUAUCC